Linnemannia hyalina is the source of this 1800-nucleotide messenger RNA. Lineage: Eukaryota; Fungi; Mortierellomycota; Mortierellomycetes; Mortierellales; Mortierellaceae. The record is from the annotation of a GenBank genome assembly.
AUGGUCAACUUGCACGACCGCAUCGAGAGAAUGUGCUACCUUGGACCCGAAUUCAUCGAUAUCACUUGGGGCGCCGGCGGUUCCCGUCCUGCCGCAACUCUCGAGGUCGUGUCGAAUGCCCAGAAGGUCUACGGUGUCGAGACUUGUAUGCACUUGAUCUGCACCAACAACCCCACCGACAAGAUUGACAAGGCUCUCAGCGAGGCACGCGCAUGUGGCAACCAAAACAUCUUGGCCCUGCGUGGUGACCCACCCCACGGGCAAUCGGAGUGGACCGCCUGCGAGGGCGGUCUCAACUACGCCGCUGACUUGGUUCGCUACAUCCGUAAGACCCACGGCGACCACUUUGGCAUUGGUGUGGCUGGCUACCCCGAGAAGCACCCCGAGUCGGCUACGAUGAAGGAAGACCUGAAGUUCCUCAAGGAGAAGGUCGACGCUGGUGCAGACUUCAUUGUCACCCAGUUGUUCUUUGAUGUCCCCAUGUUUCUGGACUGGGUCCGUCAGUGUCGCGAGGCUGGCAUCCACUGCCCCAUCAUCCCUGGUGUCAUGCCCAUCCAAGCCUACGCUAGUUUCAAGAAGAACAUUGUCGGCGUCAGUGUUCCCCAGUGGAUUCUCGACGGCAUUGAGCCCAUCAAGAAUGAUGAUCAAGCGAUUCGUGCGUUUGGUGUGGAGGUCGGUAUCAAGAUGACUCUGGAGCUGAUUGAGGGCGGCGCUUGCGGCAUCCACUACUACACCUUCAACCUCGAGCGCAGCACUCGCUUGAUUCUCGAAGGCGCUGGCUUGGUCAACAAAACUGACUACAUCAAGAAGAACAUGCCAUGGCGAUCGAGCUUCGACGAGAAGCGCAAGGAGGAGUCCGUCCGCCCCAUCUUCUGGUCAAACCGUGCCAAGUCGUACAUCAGUCGCACGGAUGCCUGGGACGAGUUCCCUAACGGACGCUGGGGAGACUCCCGGUCGCCCGCCUACGGAGAUCUGGAUCGCUAUGGUGUGUACUUGAAAUACACCUCGGACGAGGCAAUCCAACACUGGGGUUCGCCCAGCGCCCUGCAGGACAUUUGUCGACUCUUUGUCAGGUACUGUACAGGUGAGACCUUGACCCUGCCAUGGAGUGACCAGGCCCUGGCAUUGGAGUCUGGAACCAUCAAGGAGCGCCUCAUCGAGCUGAACUCGGCCGGAUACCUCACCAUCAACUCCCAGCCUGCCGUCAAUGGAGCCAAGAGUGACGACAAGAUCUUUGGAUGGGGACCCAAGGGUGGCUAUGUUUACCAGAAGGCUUAUUUAGAGUUCUUUGUGUCGCCCGAGACUUUGGAGAAGCUCAAGCAGCGCAUGAGCAAGUUCCCCAACUUCACCUACAACGCCAUGAACAAGGCCGGCGACCUCCACACCAACACCAACGGCAGCAAGCCCAACGCCGUCACUUGGGGCGUCUUCCCCGGUCGCGAGGUCGUCCAGCCCACCAUUGUCGAGUUGGCGAGCUUUGACGCAUGGAAGGAUGAGGCGUUUGCCCUAUGGGAGCAGUGGUCCCGCUGCUACCCUCAGCAGUCCAAGCCUCGUGAGUUGUUGAACGAGCUGGGCCAGACCUGGUACCUGGUCAACGUUGUUAACAACGACUACCACGAGAAGGAGGGCAUCUUCGAGAUCUUCAAGGAGGACGUCAUUGCCGCCCAACAGCAGCAGCAGGCUGACGUUCAGGCAGAGGCGGCAAUUGCGGCCAAGCUUCAAAGUGUUACCAUCUCGGCUUCGGAGGCUGUCGCUCCCCAGGUUCAGGCUAUUGCCGUCGCCGAGGCUGUCAUGGCCUAA